This is a messenger RNA of Struthio camelus australis, 6339 nucleotides long. It is a transcript of the gene TBC1D24, whose product is annotated as TBC1 domain family member 24. The record is from RefSeq and is a predicted model, not a curated record. Lineage: Eukaryota; Metazoa; Chordata; Aves; Struthioniformes; Struthionidae. Gene Ontology annotation, cellular component: nucleus. Gene Ontology annotation, biological process: response to oxidative stress.
UAUAGUAAUGCAAGUGAAUAAGUCAUAAGAAGAUCUGUACAAGGACAAGUUCUAAGUAUCAUUCCGUGGUCAUCAUAUCAACACUUAUCAGCUAUAGAAGUGCUUGUGUCAGCUCAGAACAGGAGAAGCUGUGAGUCAUUUAAUGACCAGAUAAGGUCUCCAUUCUCAUGAUUUUUCUCAUAUGUUUUUCCUGGCACCAUGGAUGAAUACAACCGCUUUGUGGAUUGGGAGAAAAUGGAUGUUACUGUCCAAAACCAAGAUCCAAAGGAGCUAACCUGUACCGAAUUCCAGGAGCUCAAACAGCUGGCCCGGCAGGGCUACUGGGCCAAGAACCACUCUUUGAGAGCCAAAGUGUACCACAAAUUAAUUAACAAUAUUCCAUGCCGCACAGUGACUCCAGAUGCAAACGUGUACCGGGACAUUGUUGUGAAGAUCAUUGGAAAACGUAACAGUGGCUCCCUUCCACUGCCAGAAUUUGUGGAUAACAGCCUGGUUCCCACGUACUGCUUGAAUGCAGAAGGCAUUGGGGCAGUCAGGAAGAUAAUACUGUGCAUUGCAAAUCAGUUCCCAGACAUAUCAUUUUGUCCAGCGCUGCCUUCUGUCACAGCUUUGCUCCUCCACUACAGCAAAGAUGAGGCAGAGUGCUUUGAAAAGGUUUGUCGCAUCCUUGCUUGCAAUGAUCCAUCUAAGCGGCUCAUUGAUCAGACAUUCUUAGCUUUUGAGUCCUCCUGCAUGACCUUUGGUGACCUAGUUAACAAGUACUGUCAGGCAGCACAUAAGCUGAUGGUGGCAGUGUCUGAGGAUGUGUUGGAGGUAUACUCUGACUGGCAACGCUGGCUUUUUGGAGAGCUGCCCAUGGUAUACAUUGCUCGGGUCUUUGACGUGUUUCUGGUGGAGGGCUACAAGGUUCUCUAUCGUGUUGCACUGGCUCUUCUGAAAUUCUUUCACAAAGUCAGAGCUGGGCAGCCCAUGGAGUCUGACAGCAUACAGCAGGAUAUUCGAUCUUUUGUGAGGGACAUUGCCAAAUCAGUGUCCCCGGAGAGGCUUUUGGAAAAAGCUUUUGCUAUCCGACUUUUCUCGCGGAAAGAGAUCCAGCUCCUGCAGAUGGCCAAUGAGAAGGCUUUACAGCAGAAGGGCAUCACAGUCAAGCAGAAAAGUGUUACAUCUCCUAAAAGGCAGAACGUGCACUUAGCAGUUCAUGCUGAGAACUUCAAGUCUGAAAUUGUCAGUGUGAAAGAGAUGCGAGAUAUCUGGUCCUGGAUCCCAGAACGCUUUGCACUUUGCCAGCCACUCUUGCUUUUCACAACCCUAGAACAUGGGUGUAGCCUAAGCAGGUUCUAUUCUCACAGUGAGGGACAUGAACCCACUCUUCUCCUCAUCAAGACUACAGCAAAAGAGGUUUGCGGUGCUUAUCUGUCAACUGAUUGGAGUGAGCGCAGACGAGGAGGGAACAAGCUGAGUUUCUUUGGGACAGGGGAGUGCUUUGUGUUUAGACUACAGCCAGAAGUAGAACGCUACGAGUGGGUAAUAAUAAAACACCCAGAACUAGCCAUGACUGUUUCUGAGCCAGAAAAUCGUGCCACGCAGGCUUCUAGUACCCUUUCCUCCAAUAGCGUCCCAUCAGAUCCCUCAGAUCGCCUUUCUCCCUUCUUAUCUGCUCGGCACUUCAACUUGCCUUCCAAAACAGCCUCCAUGUUCAUGGCUGGCAGCAGCGAAUGCAUCAUUAUAGGAGGUGGAGACGGCCAGGCUCUCUACCUUGAUGCAGAUCUGAACCAUGGAAGAACAAGUCACUGCAAUACUUUCAAUAAUCAGCCGUUGUGCUCUGAAAGUUUCCAGAUCUCUGUCUUGGAGGUGUGGGGCUUCAGGGACACCAUGAAUGGUUGACAUGACUAUCAUCCAACAACUAGUUUUGCAGGUGUCUUAGGAUUCCCAAGACAAAUUCUAAACCCAGGAGCCAAGUCAGAAUAUAAUUUCCACUGGGCCCAGUAUUGUCUAGUAUUUACUAAGCAGCACACUUGAAUGCAGGGCUUAGUUGUUUACUCCUUUAUUUAAGACAGGUCAAGGAGGAAGUAGUGUGAAGUAUCUGAUUAACUCCUUAACCCUUUACCUCUAGAGAUCUGAAUUCAGGUCUUGAUAUUAGGUAAAAAUGGAACAGUAAUGAUUUCAAACCAUCCUAAAUGGGUACAAAUCCAUAUCAUAGGAUAGUUUUGCAGUUCAAUGCAAUGCAAGUUGUCAGAGGCAAAGAGCUUGCUGAGGUGUACUGUAGAGCUGUGUGCCCCUGGCACCAGUAUCUGGCUUGAGCCAGUAAUACCAAGUUUCCACUCACAGGAACAUUGAAGACCCCAGAUUUGGCAAUAAGGCACUGGUUAAUAAAAUCAUUGCCCUACUGUAAGUGGACUUUAAACAAACGAAUCAUAAGUUAUUAUCAGUACCUUGUGAUGAGUAAGCUAUGAAAGCAUUCAGUUCAGAAAAGAAACCAUGACUGCUAAUUACCCUUCUCCUUGCACCUGAACCCAUGGCACAUUCCAGUUGCAUCUGUUUGAGGAGUUCGCCUCUCAGAAGAAGGCAUCCAGACUGGACAAGGAUAUCUCAGAGGGUUAAUUUUGUUUACCUUCCUAUUCCAUAUCAGUAUAAUGACUUCAAACUGACUCACAUUUCGGGCAGCUGCAACCCAGUAGCUCGGACACUUCCGUUUCUUCAUCUUUCCUGGAAGCUGAAAUGAAGCUUUAAAUCUGAGAAUAACAACUGAGCUAAUAUCAGUAAAUCAGCCAUUGGGGGAAUUAGCCAUUGGGAUACAGAAAAUUAUGCACUAUCCAGAAGUAAAUGGAGGGAGGCAGAAGGGGAACCUUCUGAGUAAUAUUGUUCUGGGAGAGGACCAGUUUUCCCAGGAGAACUCUAGGUGACACCACUUCUCCACAUUGUGAGUCUUGCCAGUGAUAGAGAGUCCUGAUAAAGGUAACGCUGCUGCCUACAGUAUUCUUCUGGUAGAGCUUGGAUGAGGCGAAGUUGUUGUUUCUCGUUCCUGAGAAUUGGUGCAGUUCUCUUCUGCAAGAAUGCUUUGUAGUCUGUGAUAACUGGAUGCAAUUUCCCAGUGUCUAUGUCUAAAACUUUUUGUGUCUGGCUGUGGAACUUCUCCCACAUGAAGCACGUGUACAAAAACAUCCAGUGGAUGGUCCAGAGCAUACCACUGAAUGUUUCCAGUACUUCAGUAAAUGGCUCAUUAGUAAGAUUUGCCACUAUAGAUGAAAUGAGGGGAAAGAGGAAAUGCUGGUUUCUUCAGCAGUUCAAUUCAAGCAUUUGCACUAGAGUGGGGGAAUACUAUUUCUACUUAAACUUGAAGUUUAUAAAAGGGGAAACUUAAAAAUUGUGGUAAUAAAAUCUCAGCUAGGCUGGACAGGGUCAUGUCAAUAUUCAGUGGUCACAGAUGAGUUUGAUGAUGCUGACUUGUUCAACUGGCCAGCAAAGAUGAUGUGUGAUAGUAGAAUGUAGAAUAAAGCGUAUGAACAAAUUUGGAAUUUCUUCUUAAGGUGCCAUUCUGAAAAAAUUUUCCAGAUUAACUUAAUGAAAUAUUAGACUGUAUAUACAACAUUUUAAGAUGUCUUUUGCAGUGUUUAUAUUUGCAAUUAGAUUAUUUCACAUUGUCUGAAAGACAGCAUUGGCCUUUCUUUUUUUCCUGUUUGCCACUCAGAAAGUUCUGUCUAGCUAUUGAAUCACUUACUGCUUGCUUUUUUCAUAGGUUUACUGUCUGUUUUUGACUGAACUGGAAAGGUUGAUAUAAUUCAGUUAUACUAAUGGGUAUCGACAGGAGGACACUUCAACAGUCAUAUCUUGUUUCUACAAACACGCUGCCUGAUGCUGCCUUCUAUUACUUUUUUCAAAGCUAGCUGUAUCACUUUUGAUAUUUGCUACUGUCCUAUGAGCUCCCUCAGACAAAAGAAGUCACUCCAAAUGUAUCCCGUUUAGUCGAAUCUCUUAAAUAUAGUGGGCUCUCUUACAUAGUGUUUUCCAUAUCUCCUCUCUUUGGAGUUUGCCUAUAAGUUGCCUUACCAAAAAACAAACAGCAUUAACUUUCACCUUGUUAAGUUGUCAGAUUUCCUAGAGCUGUGUGUUGGCAGGAUUUGUAGGACUUUAAUAUUACAUUCAAAUAAAAUUAAUUGUUUUUAUCUGCAAAAUCUUUCCUGCAGCUGGCAAAGAUGUGGUUUUCUCUGUCCCUAUCCCUGCAGUAUGUAAUUAUGUCAUUGAAACUUGAAUACUAUACCAUUUCUUAAGCCAUAUCUGAAAAAUACUGUUCCUUUCCCUUCUCUGUUUCUAGUGCACAGAAAUUUGGGUGUUUGAUUUCAGAAAUCACUCGUAGUUGGUCACAAAGUCAUCUUAGUCUGAGAAAUCAAGGAGCAAUACUGAAAAUCAGUGAGAUUUAGACAUCUGAGUCUCUUGGGCCUCUUUCAAAGUCAGUCACAGGCCUUUGCCCAGAUUCUGUUGUCAGAUGAAUACAGCUUCUGAUCACUCUGGCGGUGAAGAUCCACAGAGGACCCCUUUUAGGCAGCUUAUCUGAGUGGCCAACUACAGUCUUUUUGCACAGGACUAAGGCUAAAUCUUUUUUUGACUCUUGAAGGAACACGUUUGGUGGCAGCACUUGGUUGGUAGUGUCUAACAGUUGGUCUCUUAUCUCGGCACUUGCAGUUGUGAGGGAGGGUAUAUAUACUUGGAGCAAACACUGCCCCACUAGAACAAUUUGAGCUAUGAUGUAUAUGUAUUUUUAAAUCACUGCAGGGGCUGGACACUGUUUCAAACAGGUAAAUGGGUAAUCCUCCUUCUAUUGUCUAUUCUAUUCAUAUCAGUCUUAAGAGGUGUAUGUUGUAGCAAUGGUUUUAGUUUGCUGUAGCACUAUCCUCCUGCAGAUAUCCUGGAACGCUAGUGUAGUUCAUAUGUUCUAAGUCUGAAUAGCCUAAAUAACCAAGAAGCUGCAGUAAACUAGCAAGAGGAAUUAUACAAAGCUGUGUCAUUCUCAUAUGUUCCUUUGCUCAGUAAAAAUGAAUGUUCCUUUUCAUGUGCAAAACUUCAUGAAUAAUUCUCUUUAUAGUAUUGAGACAGCUAGAGGAACAGCGUUGUGACUCUGUUUCCUUUCCAGUGGCAGAGAGGCAUUUUUUAUUUGUGUAGUUAAGGGUUGUUGUUAACCCGUUAUAUAUCAAGGUUCAUGUAUCAAGCCAACAGUUUGUGUGUUACAUACAGGACUCGAAAUGGAGACAACAGUACCGUUUGUAAGAAGACAGCUGCAAUGUGCAUUUUACCAGAAAGUUAACAUUAUGUGAAGUAGCCACCUGUGAAGUGCUUUGAAUGCAUUAUAACUUUGAACAAUCACGGAUGUGCCCUCCCUCUUCUUUGUAGUCCCGCUGGUAGUAAUGACAGUGAGUCCCAGCGUCAUUUCAGUAGCUGUGCAGCGUGAAGCCAGGGAGCUGAAGGCUGAGCAUCACCUACUGUCGUUGUGGAAGAGCAUAUUUGCUUUCCUGGGAAGCUGUUUUUGCUUUGUAAUAGUCUCUUGGACAGUCAGGGAAGGCAGAAAAGAUUAUAAUCUCUUGGUGUCAGAAAUCUGAAUUUAUUUUAAAUGGUAAUUAAGUUAUUUUCAGGCCACAGGAACUAGUUCUAGCUGUUAGCCAAAGUGACCAGGCUUUAUCACUGGACCUAAAAGCUGUCAUUCCUACAAAUCAUGCACUUUGAAGCAUUGUCUUUUCUGAUGAAAUAAGUUAAAUGGAAAGGGGAGAGAGAACCUCCAUUUCUUCUGUGUUGAGAAAACAGAAGGCAAAUUGGGAGCGUGCGGGGGUGGUUACCAUUCUUUAAAGAGUUAAACUUAAUGCCAAUGGAAAUCUGUGUUUAGCUAUGAGGGGGUGGUGCUCGCAUAUCUGUGAACUGCUAUUCUGUGUGUGUGUGUGUGUGUAUUGAAAAUUGUGUACUUUGUUCUUCAAACUCUGUCCUUAUUUUUGAUGGGGAAUGAGUUUCCCGUGCCUGCUGACUAUACAGUGGCCAUGGCAAUGCUGAUGCCACAGCAAGCAGAGACCAAGAACAGCUAUUGCAUUGGAAGAGCUCAGCUGCUGCAACCAACACCUGGAAUCAGUUCAUCAGGCAGAUCAGAGGCUCAGACCCAGCUGCUCAUAUGUGAGAUAUCUUUUUACCAGCCCUGUCUUGAAUGUACAGAUUAUUUGGUGUGUUGUUUUUCUUCAGAUGAGUGGUGGCAUGGUGCUGAAUUGAUUUUCUGCUGUUCAGUUGGAAUCGCUGCCCUACAUUGAUGCUAUUUUUGACACUAUAUCGCGUCCUGGAUUGUAUUAAAAGAUGUUUGACUGUGAA